GGGAGUUCGCCGGCGCCAUGGUGGAGGAAGUGCAAAAGCAUUCUGUGCACACACUUGUGUUCAGAUCUUUGAAGAGAACCCAUGAUAUGUUUGUAGCUGAUAAUGCCAAGCCUAUUCCAUUAGAUGAAGAAAGUCACAAAGUAAAGAUGGCAGUCAAGCUGCGUACAGAGUACGGCUCAGUGUUACAUAUGCCUACUCUCAAAGAAAACUUGAGAGAGAAAGGAGGCCCAAACACCGGGGAUCCUUAUGGACACAAACAGUAUUCUGGAAAUCAAGGACAAGAACUUGAGUAUUUGAUAACCGGUACACAUCCAUACCCACCUGGGCCUGGUGUGGCUCUGACAGCAGAUACUAAGGUCCAGAGGAUGCCUAGUGAAUCUGCAGCACAGUCCUUAGCCGUAGCACUUCCUGCUUCUCAGUCCAGGAUGGAUGCAAACCGGACAGCUGCUGGUGUGGGUGAUAUUUACAGGCAUGCUGGAAUAUCCGAGCGUUCGCAGCCUCCUGGAAUGUCCGUGGCUAUGGUGGAAGCCGGUGGAAACAAAAAUACUGCGUUAAUGGCAAAGAAGGCUCCAACCAUGCCCAAACCUCAGUGGCAUCCACCUUGGAAACUGUACAGGGUUAUCAGUGGUCACCUGGGCUGGGUGAGAUGCAUUGCAGUAGAACCAGGAAAUCAGUGGUUUGUUACUGGCUCUGCCGACAGAACUAUAAAGAUUUGGGACCUUGCUAGUGGCAAAUUGAAAUUGUCUUUGACGGGACACAUCAGUACUGUACGAGGGGUGAUAGUAAGUGCAAGAAGUCCAUACCUCUUUUCUUGUGGAGAAGACAAACAAGUGAAGUGCUGGGAUCUUGAAUACAAUAAGGUUAUCAGACACUACCAUGGUCAUCUAAGCGCUGUCUAUGGUUUAGACUUGCAUCCAACAAUAGAUGUACUGGUGACAUGUAGCAGAGAUUCAACAGCACGUAUUUGGGAUGUGAGGACGAAAGCCAGCGUGCACACGCUGUCAGGACACACGAAUGCAGUAGCGACAGUGAAAUGCCAAGCUGCAGAACCACAAAUUAUUACAGGCAGUCAUGAUACUACCAUACGGCUGUGGGAUUUAGUGGCAGGAAAAACUCGUGUUACUUUAACAAAUCACAAGAAAUCUGUAAGAGCAGUAGUGCUACAUCCGAGACAUUACACAUUUGCAUCUGGUUCUCCAGAUAAUAUUAAACAGUGGAAAUUCCCAGAUGGAAAUUUCAUUCAGAACCUCUCUGGUCACAAUGCUAUUAUCAACACGCUGGCUGUAAAUUCCGAUGGUGUUCUGGUCUCAGGAGCUGAUAAUGGUACUAUGCAUCUUUGGGACUGGAGAACUGGAUACAAUUUCCAGAGAGUACAUGCCGCUGUACAGCCAGGCUCUUUGGACAGUGAAUCAGGAAUAUUUGCUUGUGUUUUUGACCAGUCAGAAAGCAGAUUGCUAACUGCUGAAGCUGAUAAAACCAUAAAAGUGUACAAAGAAGAUGAUACUGCGACUGAAGAAACUCAUCCUGUCAGCUGGAAACCAGAAAUUAUCAAGAGAAAACGAUUUUAGUGCCGCAACAUACUUAUGCUGUGAUUUUGUUUUGGCUUUCCUGAGAGCAUUUAGUCACAUUUUGUUCUGCCUAGAACAGCAGAGCAGGAAGUCAGCUAAGUCAUUGCUAUUUCAACAUGUUUUAUAAUAAAUUUUAUUUCUCUUUUCUUUGUCUUUUUUUGGUGUGAUCCCAGCAAACCAGUUGCAGCUGUUAAAUUUCUCUUUGUGGAGCAUGUAUAGUUCAUGAAAAGGAUAGAUGUGCAGGUGGUUCCUUUUUUAUAUGAAUCUAUUGAGUGUAAGUUUAAAAAUAUUUUGAGCCAGGUUUUCUGGAAGACCCUUGUUUGACUCCAGAAGUUAAUUGCAAAUUUAUGCAUAGAAGCCAUCUACUGGAAAUUUCUUGAGUGACACUUUUAGACUUUAGACCAGUAUUGUUUACUGGACAUAUGUCAAGUGUAUAUGCUGUAAUGGAACAGUAUAUAUACUAAAUUAGAGUAAUAAAGUAAUCAAGAAAGAAGCAGGA
Charadrius vociferus (killdeer) is the source of this 2067-nucleotide messenger RNA. RefSeq names its product pleiotropic regulator 1 (gene PLRG1). The transcript has 15 exons. Gene Ontology annotation, molecular function: protein binding. Lineage: Eukaryota; Metazoa; Chordata; Aves; Charadriiformes; Charadriidae. The record is from RefSeq and is a predicted model, not a curated record. Gene Ontology annotation, biological process: mRNA splicing, via spliceosome. Bases 18 to 1568 code for a protein of 516 amino acids. Gene Ontology annotation, cellular component: precatalytic spliceosome; catalytic step 2 spliceosome; Prp19 complex.